AAUGUGCGGAUACUCGUGUUUUCACAGCUUUCUAUAUAAAACUUCCCAUUAAAUUCCAUGUAGAAUUGAAGCAGGUCGACAUAUCUUAUACACCAUUCUUGCAAAUUUUAUAUUGAGGCUGUCAACAUAUGUGGGAAACUUCAACAAGAAAAGUGUUGCCGUUGCGCAAUAAUUUCGUCAUGGAUUUACUCGAAAAUAAAUAACAUCCUUACUUUAAUUAAUGAAUUUCAAGAAAAUGGCACAUUUCUGCAACUUAAUUACACUUCAUGCUAAGCACGUGUAAACGAAGAAAGUUUUUGUAAACGUAAAUACAUCAGAGUGUUUUUGGACAAUGGUUAAUUUUCGCAAUAAUUCGGGCAACAGAAGAGGAGGGAAUUAUAACAAUAAUUCCGACAAGAGUAACAGAAGUCAGAAAUUGAGCAACAAAAAACGCAGAGCUAGGCGUCCACAAAAUUCAUUGUACAAUAAACCAUUCAAAGGAAGCCGAGGAAGUCGAGGAAAUAGCUACGACAAAAAAUUUGAAAAAUUUGUGGAUACACAACAUCGGGAUCGAGAACGAGACUAUCAAAUGAACUGGCGUUAUAAUAACAAUGCACCCCAAAAUAAUGUAUUCUUCAGCCAGGAGAGCAUGCACUCUAAUAAUAAUAUGACAAGGAAUGAGCAAUCGACUGAAAUUGAACAAAAAGAUGUUGCUCUUGUUUCUUUGUCUCCACAAAAAAAAGAAGAAAAGAGGGACAUCGAAGUAGAUACAAUGAAUAUACGUACACUUGGGGAUGAUGCCGUUGAAAAUAUGAAAACUGGAAAUUCGAAUUUGUCGUUAAACAUACAGGGAGAGCAGCCACAAAUUAAAGUUGAAAGUAGAAGUGAGACGUCUUCAUCAAGUUCCUCUUCAAGUGAUUCUUCCUUCGAAGAAGAGCAGUUUUCAAAAUCACAAAUAAAACCUCCAUCAUCCCCUGUAAAUACGUCCACAGUAAAGGGCAGAGAUUUUCAAGGAAAAGAUAAAUCCAGGGAUCUCGAGUUGUGCAACAAAGUGCCUUCUUCCUCAAGUUCGGACGAAAGCCUAUCUACAUCAUCGCUAAAAAAGUCGCGAAUGCCUAAAAAACAAGAAAUUUCGGAACCAAAACUGAAAUCGGGGUCGUCGUUUUUUGGAGAGCAAAGUGACGACGAUGUAGUGUGCAUGGGACAUUUAAACAACCAAAUUGAUUUAGACGAUGAAGAAGAGAGUGAUAGUAAAAGGCCAUCCAAGAAGAGCAAGAAAUCUAAAAAAGAUUCACCUUGUUCUGAGCAAUGUAAGCUUUGUGAUAAGGAGGGUCAUACUUCAUUUCAAUGCCAAAUGAUAUGUAAAAACUGUUCAACACCAUACCAUGGUUUCCGCACGUGUCCACAGCCCCCUAAUUUAAACACCAUGUUGCAUAUAUUUAUGGAAUUUUGCAUGCAACAAUUACAACACUUUCAGCCCAAUUCGGAAGCCUCUUUACAACAGAUUCAACAUUUAUUAAAUAACGGAUCUCCAACCGUUCCAAUACCUUUGGUUAGCAAGCCUGCGAUGUAUGUGAAUUCUGCCAACAAAAGGAAAUUGAAAAAAUCUGCCGCAAUAGAAAAGCAAGCUGCUAAGAAACCUAAAAUCAAAUUGAAAGCCGGCACAAUUCGUAAUGAUGAAAGCGAACUUAACGGGAGCAAUACUUGCAGUUCCUCCAGCUCAGACAGUAGUAUGUCGAAGGCCUCCUCGAAAUUAAGCAGAAAACACAUAAAAACGUUGAGAAAUGAAAUAGGUUGUUUGAACUUCCCUAAUUUUUUAUCUGCGCCUGCUAACUACUUGAAUUUACUCAACAGUGUCCCAAAUUUUUCCGUUAGUAGUUCCUCGCCUCCUAGCGCCUACAAUCCAAUGUUAUUGCAACAAAUGUUUCAAAAUUCAUUUGGAUUUUUAAAGAAUAAAUAGCUUUCUUAUUUUGUAAAAC
Molecule: messenger RNA, 1958 nt
Organism: Glossina fuscipes
Lineage: Eukaryota; Metazoa; Arthropoda; Insecta; Diptera; Glossinidae
Gene: mbm
Exons: 2
Coding region: 332-1939 (535 amino acids)
Molecular function (GO): nucleic acid binding; zinc ion binding
Source: RefSeq, a predicted model, not a curated record